AUGUCCAUAUGCCCAGGCACAGAGCUGACUGACAAUGUGCCCAACCUUCAUGUUGUGAAGGCCGCACAAUCGCUUCAGUCUCGAGGAUACGUGAAGAAGCAGUUUGCCUGGAGACAUUUCUUCUGGAACUUACCAAUGACAGGCGAAUUUCAGGAACUGCAGGAGACGCACAGAGUCUAUAAGCAGAAGCUGGAGGAGCUGACAGCGCUGCAGACCUCGUGCAGCGGCUCCAUCAGUAAGCAGAAGAAGCGGCUCCGGGAACUGAAGCACACCCUACAGAGGUACAAGCGCCAUGCCAGUCGGGAGGAGGCGGAGCUCGUCCAGCAAAUGGCCGCGAACAUCAAGGAGCGGCAGAAUGUCUUCUUCGACAUGGAGGCCUACCUGCCCAAGAGGAAUGGCCUGUACUUGAACCUGGUCCUCGGCAAUGUGAAUGUGACCCUCCUCAGCAACCAGGCCAAGUUUGCCUACAAGGACGAGUAUGAGAAGUUCAAGCUCUACUUGACCAUCAUCCUGCUUCUGGGCGCGGUGGCUUGUCGGUUCUUCCUCCAUUACAGGGUGACAGACGAAGUCUUCAACUUCCUGCUAGUGUGGUACUACUGCACCCUGACCAUUCGGGAGAGCAUUCUCAUCAGCAACGGCUCCAGAAUUAAAGGCUGGUGGGUGUCUCACCAUUACGUGUCCACGUUCCUGUCCGGAGUGAUGCUGACCUGGCCUAACGGACUAAUUUACCAGAAGUUUCGCAACCAGUUUUUAGCUUUUUCAAUUUUUCAGAGCUGCGUCCAGUUCCUGCAAUAUUACUACCAGAGAGGCUGCCUCUACAGGCUGCGGGCCCUGGGUGAGAGGAAUCACCUGGACCUCACAGUGGAAGGAUUCCAGUCCUGGAUGUGGCGGGGCCUCACCUUCCUCCUGCCUUUCCUGUUCUGUGGCCAUUUCUGGCAGCUCUACAAUGCCGUCACGUUGUUCGAGCUCUCCAGCCAUGAAGAAUGCAAAGAAUGGCAGGUGUUCGUGUUGGCACUCACCUUCCUCGUCCUCUUCCUCGGCAACUUCCUGACCACACUCAAAGUCGUGCACGCCAAACUCCAGCAGAACAGAAACAAGACGAAGAAGCCAUGAGCCAUGGGACUCUGCCCCUCGGGCCGGACGUUAAGACUGCCGGGGGUGCCAGUGGGCACCUGCUGUCCAGCCCUCCCCGGCAGGGCCAGGGCAGCGGCCAGCGUGGGCCAGCGGCUUGGCUGCGCGGGUGAAGCCCUGGGCCCAGCAGAGAGGAACGUGCGCCUGCUGCCCGCACAGUAUUAGCCACCCAGCCGCCCUAUUUAUGAUGUAUUUAAUACCUGGUCCUCCCAGCCUCCCUGGAAUCCGAGGCCUUCCCAUUGUGCUGGGCUGUGGCUAAGAUGGGUCAGUCUUCCUGCGGGAGGGGCCCAAAGCCUCAGGGAGCCCCUCUGCCCACUCCCGUCACUUGAACCCCUCACGCUGGGGUUCCGAUGUGCCUCACCAGGGUUGAAUCUGCGUCGACUGCUCCUUACCAAGUCCCAGGGGUGGAAUGAAACCCUUUGGCGUCCUGUGGACCCCCUCCCGGGCCACUCUGCUUUUGCUGCGAGCUCCCUGCUCCUCUGACCUCUGCCCCCCCCGGGGUGGAGGGUCAUUUACGUCCCGGGAGAGCCCGUCUAGGCCUGCGCCUUGUGCUUCCUGAGCCUGCAGUCCCCCUGGACCUGGAGAGCUGUUGAUGGUUGUCCCCAGGCUGGCAGGUUUCCAGGAGAGCCACCACCAGAGGGCGCCCCAGCCUCUGUUCCUUUGCCGAGGGCAUGGCCGACACAGUAAGUUCAAGUUCACUCCCAUCCUUCGGACACCCUCCCACUCUUGCAGCUGGCUGGGACUUAGCCAUGAAGAGGUCACCCCGCCAGCACCAUCCUCCCUCCACCGCAGGGCUCCUGGGGGGCCGAGCAGGCUCUCCAUCUACCUAGAGCUGGGUCCCCAGUCUGUAGGGGUGAAGUUCUGCCCCUCCCAAUACAGGGGCCUCAGCUGCCUGUAACUGUUUCCCUGAGACCCAGAGAGCACACUUCAUAGCUAGUGCCCCAGUCAUGCUUGUUUGACCUUCCAAGAAGCUGUAAAAUUCUCAAAUUGGUUAUAUUU
Tupaia belangeri chinensis (Chinese tree shrew) is the source of this 2130-nucleotide messenger RNA. It is a transcript of the gene TMEM120B, whose product is annotated as transmembrane protein 120B. The record is from RefSeq and is a predicted model, not a curated record. The transcript is spliced from 13 exons. Gene Ontology annotation, biological process: fat cell differentiation. Bases 1 to 1113 code for a protein of 370 amino acids. Gene Ontology annotation, cellular component: nuclear inner membrane. Lineage: Eukaryota; Metazoa; Chordata; Mammalia; Scandentia; Tupaiidae.